This is a messenger RNA of Oncorhynchus masou masou (cherry salmon), 6177 nucleotides long. RefSeq names its product epithelial discoidin domain-containing receptor 1-like. The record is from RefSeq and is a predicted model, not a curated record. Gene Ontology annotation, biological process: positive regulation of neuron projection development; multicellular organism development; cell surface receptor protein tyrosine kinase signaling pathway. Lineage: Eukaryota; Metazoa; Chordata; Actinopteri; Salmoniformes; Salmonidae. Gene Ontology annotation, cellular component: signaling receptor complex; plasma membrane. Gene Ontology annotation, molecular function: ATP binding; protein tyrosine kinase collagen receptor activity; collagen binding.
GCGGUGAGCUGAGGUUUGAGCAGGGCUCUGUGUGCGCAGCUGAAACUAGGCUUCCUUGGUGAAGUAGACGAAUAGAGAGCGACGGAUAUAUUAAUGGGUUUCUCUUCCCGUUCUCUUGUCAGUUCAAAACUUUAAUCUUGACAAAUGUGAUCUAGACAACUUGACAUUUUCUACGUUUCUGGACGUAACGUGUUGCCUACUUUGGAGUGCUUUGUUGUUUUCACAGUCGAAGAAAGGUCGAACGCGCCGCGCAACAACUGCAGGCAGCGUUGGAUUAUUCCCGUGGUGGAAUAUUUUGGUGGACAGUCACCGUCCUACACAUUGCAUACGGGAUAUUCAAAACAUUUACAAGUUGCGAGUGGUGUCACAUUUCUCCGUGACUUUUAGGUAUGCCUGUGGUUGUCAGCGCGUCUCCGGACAGGUAACCGGGUGUGUUGCUGGUGCCAUGGCAAUGCCAGAGCUGCGACUGUUUCCUGUCAUUGUGGUUACCGUCAUCCUGGUGGUGUUGUCGGCUGCGGAUGACCACGACUGGCACUUUAAACCAGCUCAGUGUCGUUAUGCCCUGGGUAUGGAGGAUGGCACCAUCCCUGACUCUGACAUCACGGCUUCCAGUGCCUGGUCAGACUCUACUGAGGCCAAACACGGCAGGUUGAGUAAAGGAGAAGGGGAUGGUGCGUGGUGUCCUGCAGGAGCAGUGUUCCCCAGUGCUUCAGAGUACCUCCAGGUGGACAUGCGCUCGCUGCAUUUCCUGGCUCUGGUGGGUACCCAGGGUCGCCAUGCCGAUGGGCACGGCCGGGAGUUUGCCCGCAGCUACCGGCUCCGUUACUCCCGAGACGGACGCACCUGGAUCACCUGGAAGGACCGCUGGGGGCAGGAGGUGGUGUCUGGGAAUGAGAACACCUAUGAUGUGGUUCUGAAAGACCUGGGUCCACCCAUUGUUGCCCGCUAUGUCCGCUUCUACCCCCUGGCAGACCGGGUCAUGAGCGUCUGUCUACGAGUUGAGCUCUAUGGCUGUCUGUGGAAUGAUGGCCUGUUGGUGUACACAGCUCCAGUGGGUCAUGUGAUGCACCUGUCUGGCUCACCUGUGUACCUCAACGAUUCCACCUACGAUGGCAGCGUAGAGUCAGGGGUUCAGUUCGGAGGCAUGGGCCAGCUGUUUGACGGUGUGUUAGGAGGGAAUGACUUCACAGAGACCAAGGAGCUGAGGGUGUGGCCGGGGUAUGACUACCUGGGCUGGAGCAGAGAGGCUCUCGGGCAGGGCAGCGUUGACAUCGAGUUCCACUUCGAAAAGACACGCAGCUUUCACACCAUGCAGGUCCACAGUAAUAACCACCACACCCAGGGUGUGAGGGUCUUCAGUAAGGUAGAGUGUCAGUUUAAACCUGGCAUCUUACUCCCCUGGUCCUCGCCCACCCUCUCCCUGGCUGUACCUCUAGAGGACCUGAAGGACCCCUCCUCACGCCCCAUCUCCCUGCCCCUGGGGGGUCGCCCCGCCCAGAUCUUACGCUGCCAGUUUGCCUUCGCAGACCGAUGGAUGCUCAUCUCUGAGAUCUCCUUCUACUCCGAGCCGUACGGGGAGGGUGUCGACCCCGUGGACACGGGCUCUGCUCUUCCUGCUCCUCCGGUCUCCUCUGCUACCCCUCUUCCUCCUGUCUUCCCCUCCUCCGUCAGCCCUGCCCUCAACCACAACUUCACUAGCGUUCCCUCAGAACCCCCCACCACCAACCCCAUGAUGGACAGCACGGGUAACAGCACACUGUCAGGGGCCGACUUCGAUGCCAUGACCCCGAGGGCGGGCCUUCCUGUCGCCAAGGACGACAGCAGUAACACAGCCAUCCUGAUUGGCUGCCUGGUGGGCAUCAUCCUGCUGCUAUUAGCUGUGAUCGCUGUCAUUCUGUGGAGGCAAUACUGGAAGAAGAUACUGGGCAAGGCCCAGGGCAGUCUGUCCAGUGACGAGUUGCGUGUCCAUCUGUCCGUCCCCUCGGACAAUGUGGUGAUCAACAACACACACAGCUACUCCAGCCGCUACCAGCGUAUACACACAUUCCCUGACGACAGGGAGCGCUGUGACGGAGAGGGAGAGUACCAGGAGCCCAGCGCACUGCUCCGACCACGAGACCACACCGGACGAGACAGCACCGCCUUGCUGUUAAACAACCCAGCCUAUGACCUCCUCCUGUCAGAUCAGAGGCAGCAUGGCUCAGGCUCCUCGUGGCCCCUAACUGUCCCUUUGGCCAGGGCCAGCUCCUCCCACCCUCAGGAGAAGAGCCUCAAUAAUGGGGCCCAGGCCUGUGGAAUGGACUUGGAGAAGGGCUUGCCCCCCACCCAGGAGGAGCCUCCCCCGUACCCCGAUGCCCCUCCCUACCCGGCCCUGUCUCCCCUCCCCGCCAGCGUGCCCCACUAUGCAGAGGCAGACAUCGUUAGCCUGCAGGGCGUCAGUGGAAACAACACAUAUGCAGUGCCAGCCCUGACCUCCCCCAGCCCCACUGCAGCAGACUGCACCCCCCUGCCUGAACUGCCCCGACACUGUCUGGUCUUCAAGGAGAAACUGGGAGAAGGACAGUUUGGAGAGGUGCACCUGUGUGAGAUAGAGAGCCCUCAGGACCUGCCUAACCUGGAGUUCCCUUUCAACGUGAGGAAAGGACGCCCUCUGCUGGUGGCUGUUAAGAUACUGCGCCCUGACGCCUCCAAGAAUGCCAGGAAUGACUUCCUAAAGGAGGGGAAGAUUCUGUCUCGUCUGAAGGACCCCAACAUCAUCAGUCUGUUGGGAGUGUGUGUGAGCAGCGACCCCCUCUGUAUGGUCACAGAGUACAUGGAGAGUGGAGACCUCAACCAGUACCUCUCACACAGAGUCCUGCUGGACAAGACUGGACCCACACACAACACCCCAACCAUCAGUUACCCUGCUCUGAUCGCCAUGGCCAGUCAGAUAGCUUCAGGGAUGAAGUUUCUGUCGUCUCUGAACUUCGUGCACCGUGACCUGGCCACCAGAAACUGCCUGGUGGGGGGUGAGAAGGGCGAGAGCGGGGGCGACCGGGGCGGGGAGCGACCCAUCAAGAUCGCCGACUUUGGGAUGAGCAGAAACUUGUACGCUGGAGACUACUACCGCAUCCAGGGGCGGGCCGUGCUGCCUAUACGAUGGAUGGCCUGGGAGUGUAUACUGAUGGGGAAGUUCACCACAGCCAGUGACGUGUGGGCGUUUGGUGUGACUCUGUGGGAGAUGCUGAGUGUGUGUCAGGAGCAACCCUACUCCAACCUGACUGAUGAACAGGUCAUAGACAACGCCGGAGAGUUCUUCAGGGACCACGGAAGACAGGUGUAUCUGAGCAGGCCAGAUGUGUGUCCUCAGGGUCUCUAUGACCUCAUGCUGAGCUGCUGGAACCGGGACUGCAAGCUCCGCCCAUCAUUUGCCCACAUUCACUCCUUCCUCACAGAGGAUGCCAUGAACAUGGUGUAGAGAGAGAGGGAGAGAGAGGAAUGGAAGAGUGAGAUGGAGAGAGGGAUUAGAGACGGCUCCUCCUACCUCCAUUCCUCGUAGAGAUGAGCGAGGGAUGUGUGUAGAAGUGGUGGAGGUGUAGAGGGAGAGGUGUGCAGUAGAGGGACGGGCGCCUGCUUGUAUAUUUAGUAUUUCUCUAUGAUGGGCGGAGACACCGCUGGUUCGGUUUUCACUCCCACGAGACAGACCCCAACCCAAACCCCUUUACCCCCCCCUGAGUAGUCUCUAGAGCGUCUUGAUAAGACUAACACAACACAAUGGUUGGUGCGGUGGUGGGUUGGUGUCUAAUUCUGCAUCGUGCUUCCAGGACCACCGAUGGUCUGUCAAUAGUCUGCUAGCGAACACAGGGAAGCUGUAAGACGUAUGGGGAGGCGAUGUGACAAUGCUUGGUAAUGUAGAUGAAGCUAAAAUGAAUGUGUAACGCUGAUUAACGUUUAUCAAAGAAUAUAAACAAUACCAAUCUGAUUAUGUAUCCAUGUCAGACUUUAAUACUCUGACACUCAUAGUUUAAUAGCAUAUUAACAUGUUGGGAUAAACUUAAUAACACAUUGUCCUAUAUAGAUAUUUUAUUACUUGACCUGCUAAUGUUUUUAGGGUUACUGGUGAAGGUCUAUAUAUAUUCUCAUACUGUCAACAUUUCUCCAUCUCAAAACGGUACGCACACAUUUUUCACACAGAGAUGAAAUUGCACACAAGGUUUGCUGUCUUAGUAGUAUAUAUAAAACGAGUAUGUCCCAGUAAAGUCCAUUACAUUUCACUAGUUUUCAGUAUAUAACCCAGUUCUUCCCAGCUCCAAACCCUCCAUCCCAGACCCCAGUCUAAGGAUGUCUCUAGUCUCAUGGAACCAUUAUAUUCCUCUGGCAAGCAGAAUGAUGAUAUUUCAUACACAGGCCAGUAGCAGACACAGCAACAGCUGUUCCACCAGCAGUCUGUAACACCAGGCAUUAGACAAUGCUGCCAGCCAGUCAGUCAGUCAGCUCCUCAGCCCAGACUUGGCUGGCAUUGUGACUAUAGUCCUCCACAUUCUGCUUCCCACUCCACCCAACUCAGUAUCUCACCAAUCCAGAAGCCUUUCAUUCUGCAGUCUCACUCAUAUCUCUCACAACUGAUCCACUCUGAGCUGUAACUAUGGAGUUAUAGAGGGUGUGAACUGAUCUGGACUCGAGGACUCUUUCCAGGACAGGAAGUGUGUGGUUGUUACUCUACCAGACCUCCAAACUAGAACCCUUUUAACUUCCGGAGCCAGAGAGAACUGACUAGUGUCAUGUGACUUGAGCCUCACUGACUGAGAGAACAGGUACAGUAGGGGAGGUGCACUGUGAACGGCUACAGACUGAGAUUUGAACAGAAGAGAGACAUCCUUCCUGAUGAGAGCUGGAAUAGUACAGCAACACACACAGCACUGCCUGUGCUGACAUCACAUGUGAAACUGACAGUUGUGAUUGGUGACUAGCUGAUGGAACAGCAUAACACAGAUGGACAGAUGGAUUGACGACUAGAGGGGAGUGGGGGCUGAUAUAUGUAAAUGACCAUUUUCAUGUGUAAGUGAGGUGAGCGAUGUGAUUUUCUACCAGCGAUGGAUAGCGGAGCUGGGUCUGAAUCAGUGACCCAGAUGCAGAAAGGAGGUUCAUGUAUAUGUCCAAUACACUACCAGCUGCACUUUAAAGGCUGUUUCUGGCCGCACGCCCCAAUACCUGCACUAGAAUACUAGAGUCGUGGCCAGUCUUGGGGCGUAGUUACAGUACUUGUAGUUUAACAACUAAUUAACAACACUUUGAGUAGCUCCCACAACUCUGGUAUGUAUCAUGUUACUGUACGAGUAUCAGGUUAGUGUGCUCGUCUGGAUGUUGGAGCGUACAGUCUGUAUCCCCUUAGUGUUAGUACUGAUAGCAGUCCAACAUGGCAUUGCUGGUCAAAAUAGAUGUAGUUCUAAAUAGAAAAACAGGUCAGUGUCUUGUGAUUUAUCUACUUCAAGAUGAUCAUUUAUUCAUGAUUCAUAUCAGUGGAUUGUUGUUCAAAUAGAACUGCCUCAAUGUUCUCAAGGAGGAAAAUUCAGCUUUGGAAAACCUGUCUGCAUUAUGAGGAAAGGCAGAGUGCACCAAAUGCUUUCUGCCAGUGUUACAUAGAUACCCAGCAGACCUAAUGGUUAAAAACAUCCCAAUCACAAAGAACCUAACACUCAUGAGAAGAGGAGCACUAACAACUGUAUACAAAGCCUUUUAGUUUGUCAGUAACCUUUCACCUUUCAUCUACAUUACUCUGCCUUACUGAGUGUAGUUGUGCAUAAUGUGUCAGGCUUAAUCAAGAUGAUCAAAUAAUCCUUGUUUACUGAUUGAAUGAGUGUGAAUGGUGGUGCCAUAUGAAUACAGUAUGUGUCUCGGUUGACCUUUUUCGAUAUGCAAAUAUGGGUUUAGUUGGGCUACAGUGUAUAUAUUUCCUGUAAACUACUUAGAAUCUCCUUGUUGUCAGUGAUGUCAUCCUUUGUCUUUGAAGCUGAACCUGUUGUGUACAUAUUUUGAGGACAGAAUGUUUAUUUUGUUGACUAAUAUAUGGAAUUUCUUUGUUACAGUUGGGGUCUCUUUCUGUUCCUCUGUAGAAAGCUUGCUACCUUACCUUGGUGCCAUUGUAAUUCAUUGUGUCGUCUUUUUGUAGUUUUAAUAAAGUUAAUCUUUCCAAAUAAA